Molecule: messenger RNA, 702 nt
Organism: Ostreococcus tauri
Lineage: Eukaryota; Viridiplantae; Chlorophyta; Mamiellophyceae; Mamiellales; Bathycoccaceae
Product: unnamed product
Exons: 2
Coding region: 1-702 (233 amino acids)
Source: RefSeq, a predicted model, not a curated record
AUGAAUGCCCAGGCUGAAGCAGCUGUCCCGAACAAGUCUGAGCAGGUCUUGGACUCUUGGCGGUGCUCGCAGUGUAGCUUUGAGAACCGAUGCCUGCGGAGCACGCACGCGAGAGGAAGCUCGUUGGAGUGCUCGAACUGUCACAACGAUUACAUUUUCAACGUUUCACCGCGGAAGGUGGCGCACAAAUCUCUACUGGCGGCGCGCCCGUUGCAGUGUCGGACGCCGUACAGAGUUGGAAACGAUAACUUGUCACCGAACUUUAACGUUCGAUUGAACGAGUACUCUAUGCCCGGGACACCGCUGUACAAUCGUUUCUAUGAAUCUGUGAAGAAUGGCACGACGAGUGAUGUGGUGCUUGCUUUUCAUGGGACGAGUGUCAUGGCCUCAAAACUGAUUUUGAAGAAUGGUAUGAAUCCGUCGAAGCGAAUCAACACGCAGGGAGAUUGGUUCACGCUUGAUGUCAACUACGCGCUCACCAGGAGCAUCUGUAGAGAGGAUCACUGCUUGCAGUGGGGCGGGACGUCGACGUCGAUCCAUCACGAGAGCAAUUCGAAACACGUCGUGGUCAUUUGUUUCGCCGUUUACAUGCCGAAAACGAUCUACAUCGGUGAGCACAUCGUCUGCGUCAGUGAAAAGUGCAGCCUACCUAUAUCCGCGUUGGAAUUCCCGCGCGAGGCUGUCAACCGAAUGGUGGGUUAG